This is a messenger RNA of Sphaeroforma arctica JP610, 876 nucleotides long. RefSeq lists its product as hypothetical. The record is from RefSeq and is a predicted model, not a curated record. The annotation marks the transcript as partial. Lineage: Eukaryota; Ichthyosporea; Ichthyophonida. Gene Ontology annotation, molecular function: oxidoreductase activity. The transcript has 6 exons.
UCAGCUCGAUCACAUCACUCUGUGGAUCAACAACGCCGGGGUGACGCAACAGCCACAUGCCAAGCUUAUGGAUACAGAACCUGAUGAGAUUCGAAGAGUAGUAGAUACCAAUCUCGUGGGCACUCUCUUGGGUAACCGGAUUGCGUUUAAGACAAUGCUUGCGCACCCCGACCCCAGUGGUGCUACGACUCACGUUUUCUCAAUGGACGGUGCUGGGUCGAAUGGCAUGGUGACGGCUAACUUUGCUACGUAUGGAGCAUCCAAGGCAGGCAUGAACCAGAUCCGGAAGACACUCUGUGCUGAGAUGCAAGGGACAAGCGUUGGCGUGCACAUGCUGUCGCCCGGCAUGGUCACCACCGAACUUCUCCUGAAGAGUAACAACGGGGCAGAGCUGGACGCGUCUACGAAGAAAAUAUUUAAUAUCUUGGCCGAAAGACCGGAGACUGUGGCGCCCUGGUUGGUGAAGAAAGUAUUGGACACUCGCGGCUCUGGCAAGUACCACAAAUACCUCACCACCAAAGGUGUUGUGUGGAGGUUCAUGACUGCUUUCAUGCGGAAGAAUCGUCUUAUACCGGAAGCGCCGGGAGGGGGACUAAAGAAGUCACAGUAAGACUCGUAGAAAGGCAUUUACAAACCCAUAACGCGUUGCUAAUUAAUGAGUCAUAGUAGUGAAUCGCGAACUCGGCACGUUUUGCCAUGGACCUAUCGAGAUGAAAAUGGUAUAAUAUGAAGAAAAUUGGCUUCAUUAGCAAUUUAGUUGCUACGCAAUUGAAACCGUUGUACGCUGCCGUAUGGGUACGAGGCAUAAAGACUAUGCUUUCAGCGCUACAACGGGUCAAUCACGCGCAUGGGUGUCCAAAAUUUUGGAGUGCCCCA